Dentiscutata erythropus is the source of this 162-nucleotide messenger RNA. NCBI's taxonomy places the organism in Eukaryota, Fungi, Glomeromycota, Glomeromycetes, Diversisporales, Gigasporaceae. The record is from the annotation of a GenBank genome assembly.
CCCGAAUCUAAUAUACAAAAAAAGAAGAAGCAAAAAACUAUACUUUUUUCUCAACUUCUUACUAAUGAAAAUUCAUUAAAGUUAUUAAAAGAUACUAAGGAAGAAGCUGAGAAAAAAGCGAAUGAAAUAAAAUAUAAAAAAGAAUCUGCUACUCAAAAAUGA